Messenger RNA from Pleuronectes platessa (European plaice), 1950 nucleotides. RefSeq names its product cytosolic 5'-nucleotidase 1A. Gene Ontology annotation, cellular component: cytoplasm; cytosol. Gene Ontology annotation, biological process: nucleotide metabolic process; adenosine metabolic process. The transcript has 6 exons. Gene Ontology annotation, molecular function: magnesium ion binding; 5'-nucleotidase activity; nucleotide binding. The coding region runs from base 125 to 1210 and encodes 361 amino acids. The record is from RefSeq and is a predicted model, not a curated record. NCBI's taxonomy places the organism in Eukaryota, Metazoa, Chordata, Actinopteri, Pleuronectiformes, Pleuronectidae.
GAAGACACGCCCACUCCGGGGUUUUCCUCCUCUUGCACUUCCGCAAAGUUUCCACCUCUUCACCUCCUCCUACCUCCUCUUCCUCCUCAGCGAGUCCAGACGCUCCGACACCUUCCGCAGAAACAUGAGUGAAAUCAAGCCCCCCAGUCCCAGUGGGGCCGAGGACAACGGGGAGGAGAAGGACUGGGCCGAGGCCAAGGCUUUCUUUGACAACCUCAAAACCAACAAACCGAGACCUCCCAAAGCGCAGUACGCCGUCACCAUCGCCGUGUCCUCCCGCACCCUCUUCAACAUGGUGGCCGAGAGGAAGAUCUACGAGGAAGAGGGGGUCGAGAAGUACGUGGCGUACCAGGUGGAGCACGAGAGCGAGCCCCUGAAGCCAGGCGCCGCGUUCCCCUUCGUCAAGGCGCUGAUGAACGUCAACGCUCGGCUGAGGGAGCUCUACCCCGACAGCGAGGAGCUGUUUGACAUCGUUCUAAUGACCAACAACCACGCACAAGUCGGGGUGCGCCUCAUCAACAGCAUCAAUCACUACGAUUUGACCAUCGAGAGGUUCUGUAUGACCGGAGGCCAAAGCCCAGUGGGUUACCUCAAGGCCUACUUGACCAACCUGUACCUCUCCAAGGACUCAGAGAAAGUGACAGAGGCCAUAGAGCAAGGAAUCGCUGCAGCCACGAUGUUUACGAUGGACACCCAGAGCCAGCUGAGCGACACUCAGCUCAGGGUGGCGUUCGACGGAGACGCCGUCCUCUUCUCUGACGAGUCUGAGAUCAUCGUGAAGAAACACGGCCUGGACACUUUCUUUGAGCACGAGAAGGAAUUUGAGAACAAACCUCUUGCUCAGGGUCCUUUAAAGUGUUUCCUGGAGGCUCUGGGGAAGCUCCAGAGAAAGUUCUAUGCCAAGAACGAGCGCUUGAACUGUCCCAUCCGAACCUACCUGGUCACGGCCCGCAGCGCCGCCAGCUCGGGGGCUCGCGUCCUGAAGACCCUGCGCAGCUGGGGCCUGGAGAUCGACGAGGCCCUCUUCCUGGCAGGUGCUCCCAAGGGGCCCCUGCUGGGGAAGAUCCGGCCGCACAUCUACUUCGACGACCAGAUGUUCCACAUCGAGGGCGCCAGGGAUAUGGGAACUAUAUCUGCACACGUGCCCUACGGGAUCGGACAGAAGUACCACAAGGGCAAACUCAUCGAGCAGCCCGCUAAAAAGGAAUAAUUAUUUUCAAAUCUAGAGGUUCACCAUUAUGCCUUACACUACUUCCCUUACUGCUGUUUUAGAUGAGAAAAAACAGAUUCCUCACCUGUUGUGACCACAUGUUUACCUUUUGAACGGUUAUAUCAAUGUGUAGUUUAUUUUAUAUAUCUUGUUUUUGGCUUCUGGUUCUUGUCAUGUAAUACAUAACCACAUUGGGAUAAUGCUGUUUAUUUGCUGUGGUUCCUGUUUCUUCUACAUUGGGUCUAUUAUAGUAACAUCACCAGCCAGGUUGAGGGUAUAUUUCCAACUGCAGCCAACAUUUUUUGUUGUCUCACAUUUAAUGUCUGUCUUUGCUGCUGAUGCGCAAACAUUACACUCAAACUUUCACAAUCAUCUCCUGUGAGUUGUUUACACUUAAGCUGUGUAUAUGUCGGGCAUCGCACUGUAACCACACGUUGCUUUCAUGCUUCUAUACGGGAGUGACAACACGAUGUCUGUAUACUGGAGGCGUUUUAAUGUAUUUUAUAUUGCAAAAGCUCUAAGAAUGUAUAAAUAUCUGAAUAUCAUCCAGGAGUUUACACAGUUACACUUGAUUGUAAAUAUAUCAACACUGAUAUUAUUUCUCUCUAUUUUGCAUGUAUUGUUUUUAUGUUGCAGUAACACUGUAAUAUUUUUACACCAUUUGACUUUUUCUAUGCUGUGAUGUGUGUGUUUUGAAAAAAAAAAUGAUGUGGUAGAUAAAUAAAGAAACGUGGACGACA